This is a messenger RNA of Pelmatolapia mariae (spotted tilapia), 3569 nucleotides long. RefSeq names its product zinc finger protein 883-like. The record is from RefSeq and is a predicted model, not a curated record. The transcript is spliced from 5 exons. The coding region runs from base 312 to 2099 and encodes 595 amino acids. Gene Ontology annotation, biological process: regulation of transcription by RNA polymerase II. NCBI's taxonomy places the organism in Eukaryota, Metazoa, Chordata, Actinopteri, Cichliformes, Cichlidae. Gene Ontology annotation, cellular component: nucleus; nucleoplasm. Gene Ontology annotation, molecular function: DNA-binding transcription repressor activity, RNA polymerase II-specific; DNA-binding transcription activator activity, RNA polymerase II-specific; RNA polymerase II cis-regulatory region sequence-specific DNA binding.
AGAGGAGGUGUUUGCACAGAGAGCUGCUUUUUCAUUCAAAGAGACUAAAGUAGUACCAAUUUUUGGAUCGAUAUCUGCAUCGAUCUGCCCACCCUUGUCUCCUGGAUCGUAGCUGAGAUCAGCGUGAACCACGUGGGUCUCUGCUCCCUGAUCUGUUUCCUGUGUUUGGAAAGAGUUCCAGCUUCAUCACGGAGUUUCUCUCGGUUUGUGGGCUCAUCUAAAGCUGAUCAGCAGGAGGAGAAGAGUCUGACGGAGCAGCAGAGGAACAUUUUCAGCCAUCUGGACUCAGCUGAGUCACUACAGAGGAAACAAUGAACUCAACACAGAAGGACCAACAUGGAGCGAGAAGUCAGCGCUCUCAGGAGGCCGACAAACCUCACAGAAGAAAGAGAGAGAAAACAUACACCUGUGACGAGUGUGGGAAGGAUUUUACUGGGAAGGCUGAACUAAAACGUCAUCAGGUCAUCCACACUGGAGAGAGACCGUUCAGCUGUGACUUGUGUGGAAAGUCUUUUUCCUUGAAGGGUCACCUAAAACAACACCAACUCGUCCACAGUGGAGUUAAAGCGUAUAGCUGUGAUCAGUGUGGCAGAGCUUUUACUCAAAGUGGCACCUUACAGAGUCAUCUAGUUACCCACUCUGGAAUUAAGGCAUACAGCUGUGACAUUUGUGGGAAAACCUUCAGCCAGAUGGGGAACCGAAAUACACACCUACGCAUUCACACUGGACAUGAUGUGUACAGCUGUGAUCAGUGUGGCAAACAGUUUACAACACAUACAAAGUUACAACGCCACAUGUUUACCCACACUGAGGAGAGACCUUAUAAAUGUGACCUGUGUGAGAAGACUUUUAAAUAUCCACAUCACCUGAGACGACACCAACAGAUCCACACCAGAAAGAGACUCUACAAGUGCAGUUACUGUGAGGACCAACAUGGAGCGAGAAGUCAGCGCUCUCAGGAGGCCGACAAACCUCACAGAAGAAAGAGAGAGAACAAAUACAGCUGUGAUGAGUGUGGGAAGGGUUUUACUGAGAAGGCUUCACUAAAACAGCAUCAGGUCAUCCACACUGGAGAGAGACCGUUCAGCUGUGACUUGUGUGGAAAGACUUUUUCCUGGAAGGAUGCUCUAAGAAGACACCAACUCAUCCACAGUGGAGUUAAAGCGUACAGCUGUGAUCAGUGUGGCAGAGCUUUUACUCACAGUAGCUACUUACAGAAGCAUCUAGUUACCCACUCUGGAAUUAAGGCAUACAGCUGCGACAUUUGUGGAAAAACCUUCAGUCAGAUAGGGAACCGAAAUACACACCUACGCAUUCACACUGGACAUGAUGUGUACUGCUGUGAUCAGUGUGGCAGACAGUGUACAACCAACAGGCAGUUACAACGCCACAUGUUGACCCACACUGAGGAGAGACCUUAUAAAUGUGACCUGUGUGAGAAGACUUUUAAAUAUCCACAUCACCUGAGACAACACCAACAGAUCCACACCAGAAAGAGACUCUACAAGUGCAGUUACUGUGAGCAGAGCGACACAGAUGGAUCCAGUUCUCAACCCUGUCAUCACUGUGGUGGUGGGAAAGACUUUCGUUGUGACCUCUCUGGAAAAACUUUCAGUUGGCAAGUCUCCCUAAAAAAACAUCAACGUAGACACACUGGAGACAAAGUGAAAUACUGCAAAGAAUGUGGGAGAAGCUUCACCACAUCACAUAACUUAAAACGACAUGAACUGAUUCACAGUGGGGUUAAAAAGCACCUCUGUGAUCAGUGUGGGUCAUCCUUCACCACUGCAAGUAACCUUAAAACACACAAGCGAGUCCACACAGGAGAGAAACCAUACAAGUGCAGACACUGUGACAAAAGCUUCUCACAAUCAGGUCAUCGUAACAACCAUGAACGUGCACAUGUGGAAGUAAACUACAGCUGUGACCAGUGUGACAAGAGCUUCAGGAAUCUCAAUUCAUACUCCGAACACAAACGAUCCCACGUUACUAAUAAACUGUAUCACUGUUACCAAUGUGCCAAAACAUUUACUAAAUUAUCUGCUCUGUGCAAACAUCAGUGUGAUCACUCAGGACUGAAAUCACUCCCAUUACAGUGAAUCUGAAGAGACAGAAAGAUCCUCUGGUUUCAGGGUCAAACUUAAAACCCUUUUCUGAAGGUUGCUCUCCUCCUGUUUCUGUGAGUGCUGACUGCACAGCUGUAAUUCAGAUCCAUGUCACUGUUUGGAAGUAUCAGAGAACUGCUGAUGCUGUAAAGCUGCUGGUCAGUCUGAUGGGCUGUUGUGUUGUUGUUGGUGAUGCUGGAUGAAGGGCUGGUGGACCAGGUGAGCUCAGGUUGAGGGUAGAUCCCCUCUGAGCAACAGGUGAUCCUUUGUCCUACUUGUUGGAGAUUAACUUUACAGACUGGAGCUGGAAAAAAAUAUCAAAGAAUAAAAAAACCAAAAGAAAAAUAUAUUUCUAAAGAAGUCAGAAAGAGAUUUUGUCACAAUUUUCCUUUUCUGUUUAUUUUAUGUUAACAUGAUUUAAUUGAAUAAAAAUCAUGUAAACAUGAAUCUCAGACCACAGUAAAAUAUAACAUUUGUCUUAGUGUUUUGAGACAGCAUUUCUAAAUACAGAUAAUGAUUAAUGAUGUAACAUGUCAUGUAUUCUUUAUGUAUUUGAAGUGUUAUAAAAAUGACUCUGGAUCAGUCCUGGUGUCACAGACAGGCCUCGGGGCUUCAAACCUCAGAAAGUCCUUUUAGCUCUCAGCUGAAUUCCUCUGACACACUUUAACAACUAUAAGUCAAAGGUCAGAGGUCAUAUGAUUUGGUAAUGACAAUGCUGAAUAACCACAUCACUGAUUAGGUAUUGUAGUAACAACUCAGACUAUUACAAUUAUUUAGUUAAUAAUACGGGUUCAUGAUGUUGUUUCAGGUUGUUUGUGGUUCAAUUUCUUGCGUCGGUUGUAAAUAUGGCAGCUUUAGUCUUUCCUGUCUUUUUAAAAAGAGUUUUGUUACCGUCCACAUUCAGGAUGAUGAACAUUUCACUGAUGGUGCUGGUGUGGCACUGGUAUCUCCCCUCAUCCUGAAUGUUCACCUCUGUCAGCUGGAGUGAGGCGUUUCCUCUGCAGACCUGAUCCUUGGAAAGUGAAGUUUUACUUCUGACUGAAUAUAUGAUCGAGCAGUUAUAUAAACAUGAAUCUAUCCACCGAGCUCCUCCUCGCCUGCUGUGCAUCCAUGUUCAGCAGCCUUUCAUCUGUUUCUCAGGUUUUGUAUAUUAAAUAGUUCCUGCUUCUGGGGUUCGACAUGUUUCGGUUGUUUUAUUUUAUGUAUAUAAUUAAGAUGUUGUGAAUAAGUAUUUCAGUUGUAUCCCGUAGUUGUUUGCUUGACAUCAAGCUUUAUCCAAGGAAAAACAAAAACACUCUGUCUUUCCUCCAAAAUAACACUUGGAUUACAGUUGGACUGAUUUACCAGGUGGUGAUACAAAAAAUAAAAAGUCUAAGAUAUUUAAAUCUAUAGAACAUAAUCAACAACAGAGACCAGACCUGAAAGUGUGAAACAUACUGUAUUUGGCAAAAAACAAAAAAUAUA